Pediculus humanus corporis (human body louse) is the source of this 1155-nucleotide messenger RNA. RefSeq names its product core 1 UDP-galactose:N-acetylgalactosamine-alpha-r beta 1,3- galactosyltransferase, putative. Gene Ontology annotation, cellular component: membrane. Bases 1 to 1155 code for a protein of 384 amino acids. NCBI's taxonomy places the organism in Eukaryota, Metazoa, Arthropoda, Insecta, Psocodea, Pediculidae. The transcript is spliced from 6 exons. Gene Ontology annotation, molecular function: N-acetylgalactosaminide beta-1,3-galactosyltransferase activity. The record is from RefSeq and is a predicted model, not a curated record.
AUGCGGGCUAAAGUGAGCAUAAAGCGCUCCAGCGUCUUUACAUUACUUACGGGGGUUAUUUUUGGAUUCAGUUUUGCUUAUAUACUUUUUUAUACUUCCAAUAAUUAUAUUACAUGGACUUUACCAGUAGAAAAUUUUAAAUCUUAUUUGCAACAAAUUCCACUUUCGAGAGAUGAUGGUUCGUCGAAUGAUGUUGUCGCCAAUCACGUCGGUCACGAAACAGAAAAUUAUUUGGCAAAACAAUUAUCGGAAAAAGUUAAACUUCUUUGUUGGAUUAUGACACAACCGGCUUCCCAUGAGAAAAAAGCUAAACACGUUAAAAAUACAUGGGGUAGAAGAUGUAAUUAUUUAAUUUUUAUGAGCACUGAAGCAGAUUAUAGGCUUCCUGCGGUUAGGCUUAAGGUGAAAGAAGGUCGAAAUGCCCUUUGGGCAAAAACGAAGGAAGCUUUCAAGUAUGUUUAUCAGCACUACAUGGAUCGGGUGGACUGGGUGCUAAAGGCUGAUGAUGAUACGUAUGUUAUAGUCGAAAAUUUAAGGCUCGUCCUUUCCCAGCACAAUUCAUCUGAAAAAUUAUAUAUGGGAUGUCGUUUCAAACCGUAUACGAAAAAUGGGUACAUGAGCGGCGGAGCCGGUUAUGUACUCAGUAAAGAAGCCGUCAAAGCUUUCGUGGAAGAAGCUUUACCAAGUUCAAAAUGUCGGCAAGAUGGGGAAGGUGCCGAAGAUGUCGAAAUAGGUAAAUGUUUGGAAGCCGUUGGAGUUUCUGCGAUAGACACAAGAGAUUCCUAUGGUCGACACAGGUUUUUGCCUUUACCACCGGUUUAUUAUUUAGUACCCAAAGCAUUACCCAAAACAAAUUGGUUUUGGCAAUACACUUAUUAUCCCAUGAAAGAAGGUUUCGAAUGUUGUUCCGACACAUCGGUAUCGUUUCAUUACAUAAGUCCGAAUGAAAUGUACCUUUUGGAAUACCUUAUUUAUCACAUAAGACCUUACGGAAUAAGUCAAAAUAUUAUUUCACCUUCACCUUCAAAAGAGUCGUUUUACCCUUCUCAAACUUCAUCGUAUAAUAAACUUACAUCGACAGGAACAAAUGAUAGAUCAACAGAAUUUUCUAAAAGGACUAGUCCACCGAGUGAUAUUGAAUCGAAUUUAGUCUGA